AUGUCAUCUGAUAAACCAGUCAAUACUGAUGAAAGAUUCUCAGGUGUCUUUAACGAUCCAAAGUUUAAAAAUGCCAGAAAAAAGAAUUUAAAGAUUAAAUUGGACUCUAGAUUCAGUAAGUCUGAUUUAGAAGUAAAUCGUAAAGCUAGAGUUGAUAAAUAUGGUAGAAAAAUUUCAAAUUUGAAUAAUCAGGAGGCCAAAGAUUUCGAUAAGUAUUUUGAAAAGGAAGAAGAUGGUAAAGGUGAAGAAAUUGCAGUGAAACCACUCAUUGACAGGGCUCGUGGGGAAGUUCCAAGUGAUUACCAAAGUUCCUUAGAUGAUUAUACGUCAUCUGAAUCUGAAGAUUCUGAAGACGAAGACUUAGAAAGUGAAGGUGAAUCAGAAGCUGAAAUUGAAGAAACUAAGCCAGAAUCUGGUGAUUCUUCAAAGACUAUUGCUGUUGUCAAUUUGGAUUGGGAUCAUGUCAAAGCUACUGAUUUGUUAGUAACAUUUUCUAGUUUUGUUCCAAAAGGUGGUAAAAUUGAGAGAAUCGCUAUUUUCCCAAGUGAAUUCGGUAAGCAGCGAAUGGAAAGAGAAGAACUUGAAGGUCCUCCAAAAGAAUUGUUCCAAAAAAAGAAGAAGAAAAAUUCGAAGAAAAGUAAUGCAGAAUUUAAUGAUGAUUCAGACGUCGAUAUCAACGAUUUAUAUGAAGAAGGUGAUGUUGAUAAAGAGGUAGACUCAAAAUCGUUACGUCAAUACCAAUUGGAUAGAUUAAGAUACUACUAUGCAGUAGUUUUCUGUAAUAACAUAUCCACUGCUGAAGCUAUUUACAACAACUGUGAUGGUACUGAAUAUGAAUCGACUGCAAAUGUUUUUGAUUUGCGUUAUGUCCCGGAUGGUAUGGACUUUGAAGAUCAACCUUAUGAUGAAUGUACAGAACUUCCUAAAAAUUAUACACCAUUGAAUUUCACAACUGAUGCAUUACAACAUUCGAACGUAAAAUUAACGUGGGAUGAAACUCCAGCUGAUAGAGUUGAAAUAGCUAAGAGAGCCUUUACUCAAAAAGAAAUUGAUGAAAUGGAUUUUAAAGCAUAUUUAGCUUCUGACAGUGAAGAAUCUGAAGGAGAAAAUGAAGAAGUAAAAAAUAAACUGAAAUCCUUAGUUGGUCUAUCAAUGAAAAUUGGUGACAAGUCAAUCAUGGAUAACAAAUCUGACAACGAGGAUGGUGAAGUUGAUAUGGAAAUUACAUUUACACCAGGUCUAGCUGAAAAUGAUAACAAUGAUAAAGAAGAGGAAAAUGAAGAAACGACAAUCGAAAAGGUUAGACGUAAAGAAAAGGAACGUCGUAAGGCUAGAAAACAAAAAUUAAAGGAAAUAAAGCAAAAUUCAGAACAAGAAAAGAGAGAGAAGUUAAAGUCAUUGAAGACUGAAAGGUCAAAGAAAUCGGAAGAUACUGAAUCAGAUAAGAAUGCAAAGGCUGAAUUAGAAUUGUUAAUGAUGGAUGAGGAUGAAAUAAAUGGAACUAGCACCAUAAAUAAGAAGGCACAUUUCAAUAUGAAGGAAAUUUUGAGAUCCGAAAAAGAAAAAACGAAGAAAUCUAAGUUCCAAAAUAAGGAAAAAAUUGUUGAGGAUAACUUUAAGGCAGACUUAAAUGAUCCUAGAUUCAACGAAAUGUUUGAAGAUCAUGAUUUUGCCAUUGAUCCAACUCAAUCAGAGUAUAAGGAAACUGCAGCAAUGAAGGAAAUAUUGAAGGAAAGAUCGAAGCGUUCCACUAUGAAAAAAGCCAAUAGAAGUGAAAAGAGAAAAAUCUCACCAUCAGACGGAAGCCAAAAAGACAUUUCAAAUAUUGUCAAUAAAUUAAAGAACAAGAACAAGAAAUCUAAACGUUAG
Tetrapisispora phaffii CBS 4417 is the source of this 1869-nucleotide messenger RNA. It is a transcript of the gene ESF1, whose product is annotated as pre-rRNA-processing protein ESF1. Lineage: Eukaryota; Fungi; Ascomycota; Saccharomycetes; Saccharomycetales; Saccharomycetaceae. The record is from RefSeq and is a predicted model, not a curated record. The transcript has a single exon. Bases 1 to 1869 code for a protein of 622 amino acids. Gene Ontology annotation, molecular function: RNA binding. Gene Ontology annotation, cellular component: nucleus. Gene Ontology annotation, biological process: rRNA processing.